Messenger RNA from Zalophus californianus (California sea lion), 3584 nucleotides. It is a transcript of the gene ZSCAN10, whose product is annotated as zinc finger and SCAN domain containing 10. Gene Ontology annotation, biological process: negative regulation of transcription by RNA polymerase II. The record is from RefSeq and is a predicted model, not a curated record. NCBI's taxonomy places the organism in Eukaryota, Metazoa, Chordata, Mammalia, Carnivora, Otariidae. Bases 130 to 2067 code for a protein of 645 amino acids. The transcript has 4 exons. Gene Ontology annotation, molecular function: DNA-binding transcription repressor activity, RNA polymerase II-specific.
CGUCCCGGCUGCCCAAGAGCCAGAGCAGCUUGGAGCAGUCAAACUGGAGGAAGAGGAGGCUCCUGGUCAGGAGGACAUCAGGCAUGCACAGGCCAGGCCCCGGCCCGAGGUGGCUCACCAGCUCUUCAGAUGCUUCCAAUAUCAGGAGGACAUGGGGCCGAGGGCGUCCCUGAGCCGGCUUCGGGAGCUCUGCAACCACUGGCUGAGGCCAGCUAUGCACACCAAGAAGCAGAUCCUGGAGCUGCUGGUGCUGGAGCAGUUCCUGAGCGUGCUGCCCCCCCACCUCCUGGCUCGGCUGCAGGGCCAGCAGCUCAGGGACGGCGAGGAGGUGGUGCUGCUGCUGGAGGGCAUCCAGAGGGAGUCCAGUGCCGUGGGGCCCCUGUCCCCCAGGGCCCUGUCCUAUGGCUGGAGGAAAACUCCCGAGAUCAGGAGCUGGCAGCUGUGCUGGAGUCCCUGACCUUUGAAGAUGUCCCAGCAAAGAAGGCUUGGCCCCCGCACCCUCUGGGAUUUGAAAACAGAACCGCAGAUGAGGAGUUUAAAGAGGAGCCCAAAGGGGUGGCCUGGCCUGCUGCCGUCUCCACAGAGUCUGGGGCAGAUGGUGCUGGGGUGGCAGAAGAGCCCCACCUUCAGGUGCUGGGGCCGGGCCCAGAAGUGAGUGGCUCUGGUGAAGGAGGGUCCCCUCCCGGCAGGAGUGAUAUUCUGGAGGUCAAAGUGGCAGGGGAGAUGCCCAGGUCGGAGCCAGGGAUGGAAUUCAUCUGCACAGACUGCGGGGUGAGCUUCCGAGAGCUGGCCUGCCUGGAGGCCCACCAGCUGCGGUCUCACCCCAGCGCUCGGGCCUUUCCCUGCCAGUGCUGCGGGAAGAGCUUCGGCCGGAGUUCCAUCCUCAAGCUGCACAUGCGCACGCACACGGACGAGCGGCCACAUGCCUGCCACCUCUGCGGCCACCGCUUCCGCCAGAGCUCACAUCUGAACAAACACCUUCAGACUCACUCCUCUGAGCCCGCCUUUCUGUGUGCCGAGUGCGGUCAGGGCUUCCAGCGCCGGGCCAACCUCAUGCAGCACCUGCUGGCGCACGCCCAGGACCAAAAGUCCCCGUGCGUCCCUGAGACCAAGAGCGAAGCACGCGAGCUGGCCGUGGUCCUGUGCUCUCACUGUGGCCAAACCUUCCAGCGCCGCUCCAGCCUCAAGCGCCACCUGCGGAUCCACGCCAAGGACAAGGGCCACCAGUGCUCUGAGUGCUCGGGCAGCCUGCGCCCAGGCCCCGAGCGCAGGCCUUACGUGUGCGGUGACUGUGGCAAGGCAUUCCGGCGCAGCGAGCACCUGGGGGCCCACCGGCGCGUGCACACGGGCGAGCGGCCCUUCUCCUGUCAGGUCUGCGGCCGCAGCUUCAGCCAGAGCUCCCAGCUGGUCUGCCACCAGCGGGUACACACGGGCGAGAAGCCCUACAGCUGCCCGCACUGCGGCAAGCGCUUCGUGCGCCGGGCGGGUCUCGCCCGCCACCUCCUGACCCACGGCGGCCCGAGGCCCCACCAUUGCACCCAGUGCGGCAAGACCUUCAGCCAGACACAGGACCUUGCCCGCCACCGGCGCAGCCACACGGGCGAGAAGCCCUGCCGCUGCAGCGAGUGCGGCGAAGGCUUCAGCCAGAGCGCCCACCUGGCGCGCCACCAGCGCAUCCACACCGGGGAGAAGCCCCACGCCUGCGACACCUGCGGCUACCGCUUCCGCAACAGCUCCAACCUGGCCCGCCACCGCCGCAGCCACACUGGCGAGCGGCCCUACAGCUGCCCGACGUGCGGCCGCAGCUUCCGGCGCAACGCGCACCUGCAGCGGCACCUGGCCACCCACGCGGGGGCCGGGAACGAGGCGGCGUCCCGGCAGGCCGAGCCCCCCCAGGAGUGCCGGGAGUGCGGCAAGAGCUUCAGCCGCAGCUGUAAUCUGCUGCGCCACAUGCUGGUGCACACCGGGGCCAGGCCCUACUCGUGCGCACAGUGUGGCCGCAGCUUCAGCCGCAACUCGCACCUGCUGCGGCACCUGAGAACCCACGCCCGCGAGACCCUGUACUAGCCUCACCUGGGUUCCGCCGGGCCUGCCCUGCGCGCCUCUCCCCGGUGGCCUGCAGAGGACGUCGCGGUCCCCCACUCCACUGGCCUCCCGCUGGCUCCACCAACCCUGCGUGUUAGUACGCCCGCCCCCCACCCCCGCGCCGCCCCAGGCAUCUCCCUGGCCUCAGGGGUAUAUUUCAAAGUACCUAAAGUAAAAUGGCCUGCUUGAAAAACCACUCUUCUAAUUUUUUUGAGAUCCACCCAAACGCUGUUACCCUCAGCACUGUGACAGGGAUGCCUUUUCCCUUCCCUACCCCAGCUCCUUCCACAGUACUCUAGAUAGGAGCAGGUCCAGAGAGAGCCCCGCCCACACACAUACACCCCGGAAAGGCCUAGAGUUGGGGGGGUGGCAGAGGGGUGCCAACUAUCGGAGCCAGCUGUAAGGCCACGGAAUGCCACCCUGGAAUUUUUCCUUCUCUGGAGUCUGCCCCUAAUCUCUGCUGUCCAAUACAGUAUCCUCUGGCCAUAUGUGGCUGUUUGAAUUAAUUAAAAUGGAAUAAAAUUUAAAUUCCCAGAUUCUGGGUUCUUAUGGGAAACCUUGUUUUUGGAAUGUAGGUAACUAGUUCAACUUGAAGAUGCUAGCAGAUGAAAUGAAACCUGCUUGAUGGUCAAGUUGGAUUGUGGGCUCGAGACCCCUUAAUGACCCAUAAUCCUGUAAACCCAAAGCUGGUUUGGCUGAUUUCCACACCUUCUACCUACCAGGCAAUUUUGGCCUCUUCUCUACUCUGGAAGACAGAUUGUUUUUUUCCCAACUAAUAGACAGAUUUAAAAUCAUGUGACUUCUGUUAAGACCACAGGAAAGAAAACAGGCCCCCUCAGCUGCAGAAGACACACAUGCUCUUCCUGCUUCUGUCUGUGGCUUUUUAUAUCCACACUUUUUUUUCUAAGUUGUUUUUGUCCCUCCAACCUGACACGUAAUUGCUGUUUAGCAGAUGCUUGUGAACAUGAAGUGAACUCGUCAACAAGCGCUCACGGGACUUGGGGAAAAUCCACUCACAAAUGUGGGAAAGUAGAGAUGGCUCUUGGGCACAACUGAGUGGGAAGCUCUGAGCUUGGGGAAGCUCUAUGCUUUUGGGGGUUGGGAGGAAGAUCAGGUAGGGUACAGAGAGUCACUGGAUGUCACAGAACAAAUUAGACUUGUGGAAGACCCCAGAGCAGAAAAUUUCAAGAAGAUAAUUUUCUUAGUCAACUAAGAGAGUAAGGAGUUGGGAGAACCCACAGCAUUUGGGGGCUUUAUUAUUUCUUGAGCACCUACUGUGUACUAGGGAAUGUGCUGCGCUAUUGAGGAGAACAAGGCCUGAAACAGAAGGGAGAGGCAACCACAGAAGGACUGGGGGAAGGGCAUCCCUGGCAGAGGAAACAGCAUGUGCAAAGGCCCUGAGCUGCUGAGCAGGCAGCUGAAGAAUACUGUCCCUGAGGGAGCUCUGUAGGAACCUGAUGAUACAGGACGCCUGGGUGGCUCAGUUGGUUAAGCGACUG